This is a messenger RNA of Hordeum vulgare subsp. vulgare (domesticated barley), 1198 nucleotides long. RefSeq names its product 17.4 kDa class I heat shock protein-like. The record is from RefSeq and is a predicted model, not a curated record. The transcript has a single exon. The coding region runs from base 503 to 979 and encodes 158 amino acids. Lineage: Eukaryota; Viridiplantae; Streptophyta; Magnoliopsida; Poales; Poaceae. Gene Ontology annotation, biological process: response to salt stress; protein complex oligomerization; response to heat.
GCACGAUGGCUUAUGCGUUAAAUAUAUCGGAACGCAUCCGACCGAUCAUUCCAAAAAUCAGCCGGCUCACGCGUAGUACGGUCCAUCAAAUAUGCAAGAUUUUAAUAUGUUUAUUAAAUACCGGAGUAGUUUUUCUAAAUAAGGAUCGGUGCUGUUUUUUCAAAAAAUAAGAAAACAGCAAAUGUAAUGCAGAGUCGAGAAGCUGCUGGUGUCUUCUUCAUGAUACGGACCAAACCAAUUCCGGCCCAACCGACGGACACAAUCCAGUGACCUCGAGCCUUGACAGGAAGACGAGAGAAUUCUCCAGAAGCGUUCUUUCUCCUUCUCCACCGAAUCAUCCCCAGCCCUCUAUAAAUUCUUCCACCUCCCGAUCGACGGAAACCCAAGAAAUUUGAACAAAUCACCGAUCAAAGAGCUCCAGUAAGCAAUCGCUCAUCCUUCCGCUUCCAACGCCAGCCAAAUCGUCGAUUCCUUGCACCAGCAGCUCGAAUCCCCACCGACAAUGUCGCUGAUCCGCCGCAGCAACGUGUUCGACCCCUUCUCCCUCGACUUCUUCGACCCCUUCGACGGCUUCCCCUUCGGCUCCGGCAGCAGCAACAGCGGCGGCAGCCUCGUCCCGCGCACCUCCUCUGACACGGCGGCCUUCGCGGGGGCGCGCAUCGACUGGAAGGAGACGCCCGAGGCGCACGUGUUCAAGGCGGACGUGCCGGGGCUGAAGAAGGAAGAGGUGAAGGUGGAGGUGGAGGACGGCAACAUCCUCCAGAUCAGCGGCGAGAGGAACAAGGAGCAGGAGGAGAAGACGGACACCUGGCACAGGGUGGAGCGCAGCAGCGGCAAGUUCCUGCGCAGGUUCAGGCUCCCGGAGAACGCCAAGGCGGAGCAGGUGAAGGCGUCCAUGGAGAACGGCGUGCUCACCGUCACCGUGCCCAAGGAGGAGGCCAAGAAUCCUGAGGUCAAGGCCAUCCAGAUCUCCGGCUAGGCGUCGGCGUGCUCGCGGCCCGGUCGUGGCGAUGGAAUAAAAUCAGAGUCCGGCUGUCAGUCUAGUGCUCUAGUGUUGUGUGCGAAUGGUCCGAUGUUCAUUAGUCUGUAUUUUGAUUCAGUGUUUUGAAUCUCUCGCGUCUGUAUUUUAGAGUCCAAAGUUUGUUCAUCAGUUUGUAUUCCAUCAGCAACUGAGCAAAUCCAUUACCUUCUCUGCUAA